Messenger RNA from Cottoperca gobio, 1842 nucleotides. RefSeq names its product inactive all-trans-retinol 13,14-reductase. The transcript is spliced from 11 exons. The record is from RefSeq and is a predicted model, not a curated record. Lineage: Eukaryota; Metazoa; Chordata; Actinopteri; Perciformes; Bovichtidae. Bases 1 to 1842 code for a protein of 613 amino acids.
AUGUGGCUCUUGAUUUUCUUAGUCUGGUUGGUUAUGUGGGCCGGUGGCACAUACUGGUACCUGUUUGGGAAACCAAGCCCUUUCUCCAUGGAGUCAGUGAGACCCCCUGGACCUCGAGAGUUUGAUCAGAAGAAGCGGGACAAAGUCAUCAAGCAAGGUUUCAGCCUUGACAAAGUGCCACAGAACCUGGAUGUCAUUGUCAUUGGGAGCGGUAUUGGGGGGCUGACAGCUGGAGCUACACUGGCCAAAGCAGGGAAGAGAGUCCUGGUGCUGGAACAACAUGACCAAGCCGGAGGCUGCUGCCACACCUACAUAGAGAAAGGCUUUGAGUUUGAUGUCGGGCUUCACUACAUUGGUCAGGUGCACGAAAACAGUCUGUUGCGCAUCGCCUUCGACCAGCUCUCCGAGGGCCAGUUGGAGUUCCAGAAGCUAAAGCAACACUUUGACACCAUCAUGAUUGGCCAGGGCGAGGAGAAACGAGAGUACACCAUCUUCUCCGGAAAAAGUGAGAUGAAAGCACAUCUGAUGAAGCAAUUCCCCGAUGACACAGAGGCCAUCGAGACAUUCUUCAAAAUCAUGAAGAUCUCAGCUAAGAAGACUCACUACCUGGCAACUCUGAAGCUGAUCCCGCAGUGGGUGUCUUUGUUCCUGCUGAAGUCAGGCAUCGGAAACCUUCUCACCCCAGUCUUCCGCCUUUCUGGCACAUGUGCAACAGACUUGGUGAACACCCUGACCAGCAACAAGGAUCUGCACAUCAUCUUUUCUUAUCUUUUCUAUGGCGUGCCUCCAAAGGACUCCAGUAUUCUGAUCAAUGCCCUCCUGAUUCAUCACUACAAACGAGGUGCCUACUACCCUAAAGGUGGUGCCAGUGAGAUCGCCUUCCACAUCAUCCGCACCAUUCAGAAAUAUGGAGGGAACUGCCUGGUCAGAGCUCCUGUCUCCGGGAUCCUGGUUGAUGACAAGGGAGCAGCUUAUGGUGUAAAAGUGAGGAAAGGUCAGGAGGAAGUGGAGGUUCAUGCACCUGUGGUUGUGUCAAACUGUGGCAUUUUCACCACCUUCCAGAAACUUCUUCCCCCUGAGAUUCAAGUGAAGAAAGAUAUUCAGGAAAGACUGAACAUGAUGAAACACGGCAGAGGUUCAUUCUUGGUCUUCUCUGGCUUUGAUGGAACUGAAGAGGAGUUGGGCCUCGAGUCCACCAACUUCUGGCUGUUCAAAAACAAUGAUAUGGACAAAUCGAUGGAAGACUACUUUGCAUUGAGCAAAGAGGAAGCACCAGAUAAUAUUCCCAUGAUGUUCAUCACAAUGCCAUCUGCCAAAGACCCAGAAGCCAAAAUAAGACAUCCUGGAAAGUCUUGCAUGACUAUACUGACGAUGGCCAAGUACGAAUGGUUUGAGGAAUGGAAGGACACUACAGUACGCAAAAGAGGCGACGAAUACCACAACUACAAAAUGAGAUUUGCUAAGAACCUCUUUGACUGGGCCUGUACUUUGUUCCCUAAAAUCAAAGACAAGUUGGUUUUCCAGGACGUGGCGACCCCACUGACCAACAAUCACUAUCUGGGUGCCCAGCGUGGAGCCAUGUACUCUGCUGAGCACAACCUAAAACGUUUCCAGGCCGAGACUGUGGCAAGAAACCGGUGCAACACCCCCGUCAAAAACCUCUACAUCUCAGGCCAAGACGUGUUCAGCUGUGGGGUAGCAGGCGCUCUGCAUGGUGGACUCCUCUGCGCCUCUGCGGUGUUGGAUCACAUCGUCUACAUUGACUUGCUUUUCCUCAAGAAGAAGCUGAAGAGGAGGAAAGCCAGAGAGUUGGCCGAGCUGGCUAAGAAGAAACUGCAGUGA